AAUGACGUCAUUGUUGGGGUAUUUUUCAAGAUGGCGAACGGCGUCUCAGAAGCCGCUGUGUGGGACAAAUGAACACAACAUUCCUCGCAGACAGCAACGCCGGUCUUCGGCGCACAGGAUGUUGGCUCACCGCGGACGCCCGACAUUGACGCCCUAAGCCGGUCGUGCGACAGUCAGCGCUCCGGUCUCCGCGGCUAAGAUGCUAGCUCCCUCGGCCAAGAAGAAGAAGAACAAAAACUGCCGCGCCGCUGGGCCGAAGAAGCAGGGUCUCGGUGGCCGGCGGGCCUGAAGCUCAUGGCGACGACGAGGGAGCGCGGAGGCCGCUUGGUCGUCGACGUGAACGAGAACGAAGAAGACGAGGCGCGACGACUCAAAUGCGCCUUGGCACUCCGACAAGGAGGUGACGUCAGCGCGGGUCAUGAUGCUGAGGUCGACCACGGUAUCGGCGCCGACGGAAGGUCACCUGAGCACCGCCGCACCUGCCUGAACGGAACCACUGAGUCACGGCGCGACGAGGAAGGAGGAGGCGGGCCCGGCUUCGCCGCUUCCUGUCCGGCUGUGACACCGGCGACGUCGCGGAUGAGCCCGGCUGGGGGGGAGGACACGGACGGGUUCGGUGGACCGCCAUGUUUGGGAACUAAGUCUCAAGCAAGCAUGCCUAACGGGGAUGUGGAUCACUGUGGUCCUCAGGUAGACCUUUGUGGUCCUCAUGCAGACUUUUGUGUUCCUCAUGCAGACUUUUGUGUUCCUCAUGCAGACUUUUGUGGUCCUCACGCAGACCAUUGUGGUCCUAAUGCAGACGUUUGUGGUCCUCACGUAGACCUUUGUGGUCCUCACUCAGACUAUUGUGGUCCUAAUGCAGAUCUUAGUGGUCCUCGCGCAGACCAUUAUGGUCUUCAGGUAGACCUUUGUGGUCCUCUCGCAGACCGUUGUGGUCCUCUCGCAGACCGUUGUGGUCCUCUCGCAGACCGUUGUGGUCCUCUCGCAGACCAUUGUGGUCCUCAUGCAGACCACAGCGGCCGGACACUGAAAGUCCACAAAGAACCGAGACAAUUCAACGGGGGCUUCCGUGCUUGCGAAGGAGCCCAGUCCGGUGUUUGUAGCUCAGGUGACUGCAGCGGGGGUUCAGCCGGCCCGCCCGCCUCUGUGGACUCGCCGGGGGCCGGACAGCCUUCCCCCGCCCCGUCUGCCUCCUCGGGACUGAGCGAGGACAGCUCGCCAUCCGAGCGGGACUCGCCCGGGCCCGGUUUGGUCGGCCGGCCUCGUAGUCUGAGGACAGAGCCGAACCUCGUCGUGUCGCUCAGCUGUGACGCCACCCCGCUGUCCCCCGCCGAAGACGGUUUCGGUUUCGGGGACCAGGGCGACUUUCGGAACACUUUUGAGACGGGCCGCCGGCAAAGUGCACCGGACCAGCUACCGGACCUCAACACACAGCUGGACUGCUCCGAAUCCAAACUGAUGCCCAAGAGGUUCGGAAUAGCCGAUUUAUUCACCAGGAGCCUGUUUUCCAAGAGAGCCAAAGACUCCAAGGCGCCGUCCCACAAUGCAUCAGGCUGGCGAGCGUUAAACAAGCCCAGGGAUGAUGAGGACGCCGCCAAAGACUCCGCCCCCUCCGCCACAGAGCAGCUGUCUCCUCAGCGCCUUCUAGCUGCCGGUAGGAAGAAGAACCUGGAGUUUGAGCCACUCUCCACCACGGCACUCAUCCUGGAGGACCGGCCGCCGAACCUUCCAGCCAAGUCUGUGGAGGAAACGCAGAGACACAAACUGGAGUAUGAGGAGAUGGUGGCCGGCGCGAAGAGGAGAGAGCUGAAGGAAGCGCAGAAGAAGAAGCGUCAGAUGAAAGAACGACAUCGCCACGAGGACAGCAUCUCCAACGCCAUGGUGGUCUGGAACACCCAGAUCCUCCCCCACUGGGACACAAUGAAGGGUACGCGGCGUGUCAGGGAGCUGUGGUGGCAGGGACUUCCUCCCAGCGUGCGAGGUCGGGUGUGGAGCCUCGCCAUCGGCAACGAGCUCAACAUCACAGCAGAACUCUACGACAUCUUCCUGUGUCGCGCCAAGGAGAAGUGGAGGAGCUACAGCGAGACCAGCUCCGUCAACGACAGUGAGAGCGACGGGGGGGCCUCACUGGCCGACAGAGAGUCCAGUCUAGACCUCAUCAAGCUGGACAUUUCCAGAACCUUCCCGUCGCUCUUCAUCUUUCAGAAGGGCGGUCCCUAUCACGACCUCCUCCACAGUGUACUGGGAGCGUACACCUGCUACAGACCCGACAUCGGUUACGUGCAAGGAAUGUCCUUCAUCGCUGCCGUGCUCAUCCUCAACCUGGAGGAGGCCGAGGCCUUCAUCACCUUCGCCAACUUGCUGAAUAAACCUUGUCAGAUGGCCUUCUUCAGAGUGGACCACGAGCUGAUGUUGAAAUAUUUUGCCGUCUUCGAGGUGUUCUUCGAGGAGAACCUGCCUCGUCUCUUCAGCCACUUCCAGACCAACAAGUUGACGCCUGACCUCUACCUGAUCGACUGGAUCUUCACGCUGUACAGCAAGUCUCUCCCGCUGGACGUGGCGUGCCGCGUCUGGGACGUCUUCUGCCGGGACGGCGAGGAGAGCUUGUUCAGGACUGGUUUGGGCAUCCUGCGGCUGUUCCAGGACGUGCUGCUGCAGAUGGACUUCAUUCACAUCGCCCAGUUCCUCAGCCGCCUGCCCGAAGACCUGCAGGCCCACACGCUCUUCGCCGCCAUGGCCAGCACGCACAUGAUCAGCAGGAACCGCCGCUGGGCCCAGGUCUUUUCUUCGCCGCCGCCGAGGAACCGGAGCAAAGACGGGGAGAAAAACGGGAGCCCCGCCCAGAGAAGCUGAGCUCGGCAGCAAGUGGCGGCGGCGGCGUCCUUCCUCCAAGUGGGUCACGGACCUUCUUUGCGGUGCUCAGACUUUCUUUUCUCCUUUAGCGUCCGCUCGCUGCACUCCCAAGCAGCAGGGGGCAGCGUUCUUACUAACGUGUCAUUGUCUUUUCAUAGCGGGGUGGCCAGCAAACAUGUCAAUAAAAGGUCAGCAAAGUGUCGGCUCAACUAACAAAAAUGUCUUUUUUUACUAACCUCAUGCUUUUAUUUCUUAUUUCUCCUUCCUGUGGCGCGCUCUCCCCGCUUCUGUGCACGGCCGUCACCACUAGAGGGCGACCAAGUCGACGUUUGGACUUUUAGAACUUUUAAAGGGACAUUUUUAAGGAUGUCGUCGCCAAGCAGCUGCAUAGAGGCAAGUAAUAGAUUACAGUUACUUUUGGAGUGCCAAGCUGUCACUUACAGCCGGUUUUUUUUUUUUUUUUCAAAAUAAAAGCGUCCGCGGCAUCUGAGCGUGUCCUUGUGGUCGGCGUGUGGGCGUGCGUCUCCGCGGCGACGGCGCCCGGGGAGAGCUGAGGUAUUUGGCAGCAGUCUGGGGUCUUUCCUGUGGGGGGCGGAGCCGGAGGGGGAAGUGGAAGUCUGUUGUUGCCCCAGGGGCCUCUGGGAUAGCACGGCGGGGGGGAGGGGGAGAGGGAGUGUGAGUUUUCACACAAAAAAACACCAGCGGUGAUUUUUAAUUAGCUUAGCCGCACUUUUUUUUUUUAACUUGAUCAGUUAUUGUUUAGUCUAUCAUUUUUGUUACUUUACUUACUUUUUCACAUUUUUAACAUUGAUUUAAUUUUUAUUUCGGACCGUUUUUGUCCUUAAAUUAGUAGCCUGGACUUGUAACGUUGAGCAAAGCAUUACUAUGUUUUUUCUUUUUAUUAUCUUAUUGGCAUUUGUACAUUUCUAUUUGUUUUAUAUUUAUUUUUGUAUCAAAUGAAAAAGUUAUUUUUGGUAUUUUAAGCAUAUUUGUACUUAAAUUUUUUUUAAUAAAUAUUAAAUAAUUUGUAUUUUUUUUAAUAUUUUUGGCAUUAAACUACUUUUAUUGUCACA
This is a messenger RNA of Nerophis ophidion (straightnose pipefish), 3926 nucleotides long. RefSeq names its product TBC1 domain family member 12-like. The record is from RefSeq and is a predicted model, not a curated record. NCBI's taxonomy places the organism in Eukaryota, Metazoa, Chordata, Actinopteri, Syngnathiformes, Syngnathidae.